AGAAAUGUCAAGUGAGCUUAUAGCACAAAAUUUGCAGAUACCUAAAAAGUCAGAUAUCCAUAAAAAGUCAAGUGAGCUUAUAGCACAAAAUUUGCAGAUACCUAAAAAGUUAGAUAUCCAUAAAAAGUCAAGUGAGCUUAUAGCACAAAAUUUGCAGAUACCUAAAAAGUCAGAUAUCCAUAAAAAGUCAAGUGAGCUUAUAGCACAAAAUUUGCAGAUACCUAAAAAGUUAGAUAUCCAUAAAAAGUCAA
This is a messenger RNA of Paramuricea clavata, 251 nucleotides long. NCBI's taxonomy places the organism in Eukaryota, Metazoa, Cnidaria, Anthozoa, Malacalcyonacea, Plexauridae. The record is from the annotation of a GenBank genome assembly.